GUAAAAGAAUGCAAAGGGGGCGGAGUUCGCAGCUCCCUCACGGCUCAUUGCGAGAGGAGAUCGCUUUCUGUGCAGAAGACGCUCAAGUACUUGGCGCGAGAGCAGGCUACGACCUCGCCCCCAUGUCUUGAAUUACUGUCCUUUUGCAGCUUGGGAGACACACGCGGAGCCAGGCUGUGCGAAUCAGGGGGUUGCCCCGACUCUCGGGCGCUCAUGGAGGGAGACGUUAUGGACAAACUGGAGGACAUGGCUUCAGUCUGCGAGUUCGACCCAGUUUCGGGCAGCAUCCCUGCCACGAAAGUGGAGAUCACCGUGUCUUGCAGGAAUCUUUUGGACAAAGACACAUUCUCCAAAUCAGACCCAUUGUGUGUCUUGUACACCCAGGGAGUGGAAACCAAACAGUGGAGAGAGUUUGGAAGAACUGAGGUGAUUGACAACACCCUAAACCCGGACUUUGUCAGAAAGUACAUACUGGACUACUUCUUUGAGGAGAAACAGAAUCUUCGCUUUGACUUAUAUGAUGUCGAUUCCAAAAGCCCUGAUCUGUCAAAGCAUCCCUCCGAACUCAGCGACUUCCUGGGCCAGGUGUUCUGCACCCUGGGGGAGAUUGUGGGGUCCCCAGGGAGCCGUUUGGAGAAGCCGCUUGGUGGGAUUCCGGGGAAGAAAUGUGGCUCCAUCAUUCUGUCUGCUGAAGAGCUGGGGAACUGCAGGGAUAGUGCCACCAUGCAGUUCUGCGCCAACAAGUUGGACAAGAAGGACUUCUUCGGGAAGUCAGACCCGUUUAUGGUGUUUUACAGGAGCAACGAGGAUGGAACACACGUGAACCCUGUGUGGCAGGCUUUCUCCAUCCCCGUCCGGGCGCUCUGCAAUGGAGACUUCGACAGGACGAUCAAGGUGGAGGUGUAUGACUGGGACCGUGAUGGCAGCCACGAUUUCAUCGGGGAGUUCACCACCAGCUACCGAGAGCUGGCACGGGGGCAGAGUCAGUUCAAUGUAUACGAGGUGGUGAAUCCUAAAAAGAAAAUGAAGAAAAAGAAGUAUGUCAAUUCUGGAACGGUGACUCUAUUGUCAUUUACUGUGGAAUCUGAAUAUACCUUCCUCGACUACAUCAAAGGAGGGACCCAGAUCCACUUCACGGUGGCUAUUGAUUUCACCGCCUCUAACGGUAAUCCAUCCCAGUCCACGUCGCUGCACUAUAUGAACCCGUACCAGAUGAACGCCUAUGCCAUGGCGCUGAAGGCAGUAGGCGAGAUCAUCCAGGACUACGACAGCGACAAGAUGUUCCCCGCGCUCGGCUUUGGUGCAAAGCUACCGCCCGACGGGCGUGUUUCACACGAAUUCCCCCUGAAUGGCAAUAUUGAAAACCCGUACUGCAAUGGGAUGGAGGGGAUUCUCGAGGCCUACCACCAGAGCCUGAAGACUGUCCAGCUUUACGGCCCGACCAAUUUCGCCCCAGUCGUCAAUCACGUGGCCAGGUACGCGGCUGCUGUGCAGGACGGCUCACAAUACUUCGUCCUCCUCAUCAUCACCGAUGGAGUCAUAUCAGACAUGGCCCAGACCAAGGAGGCCAUCGUGAAUGCAGCUAAGCUUCCGAUGUCGAUCAUCAUUGUUGGAGUUGGCCAGGCUGAGUUUGAUGCCAUGGUGGAGCUGGAUGGCGAUGAUGUGAGGAUCUCCUCUCGAGGGAAGCUGGCGGAGCGAGACAUCGUCCAGUUUGUUCCAUUUCGGGAUUACAUGGACCGGACAGGUAACCACGUGCUGAGCAUGGCCCGACUGGCCAAGGAUGUCCUUGCUGAGAUUCCGGAUCAGUUCAUCUCCUACAUGAAGUCACGCGGCAUCAAGCCCAACCCAGCCCCACCCCCCUACACACCCCCAGGACACACCAUGCACACACAGAUUUAAGCCCACCUAUCGGGACUGGCAAUAGGGAGGUCCCAGGGCUGCAAUGGGGGGUGGAAACUACUUUUGAACUUACUGCAGAAUUUGAAAACAAGUUCCUGCCUUCUUGAACUCUGGCCUGACCUAAACAUCCAAAGGCACGGUUUUCUGUUUCUAACAAGCAUUUUGUUUUUCUCGGUUGAAAGAAACAAAAAAGAGGUUUGAUGUGCAGCUGAGAGAUGCCAGGACCGUGGAGAGGUUCCUUUAGUAUUCUUUCCUGGGUGAAGUGCAUGCAGAGAAGAGGAACACCAGAACGGAAUGAAAAAGAAGAACGGUAUUAGCGAUUUAGAGUUGUGGCGUCUGUGGUCGUCUAAAUGUCCUGGGUGGCGCAUCCCUGCUUGACUCCUCCAAGCAGAUUCAUUGUAUUAGAGCGUGUGCGUUUGGGUGAUGUUUCUAGAUAACUUUCUGAAUGGUAAUUUAUGAAGCGUCCACAUUAUGACUUUACAAAUUUAUAAACUAUUUAUUAUGGGGGUGGGGGAAGUGCAGGUCUGUUUUUCAUCAUAGCUUUUGGUCUUUGCUCUUUCUUUUUUGUCAGUGAGCUAUCUUUAUUUCCAUAUAUAACAUGGAUAUAACAGCAUGAGGGUGUGGGUAGAAUCAAAAUUCCUACUUUUGUAUACAGUACAUAUUUGCCUUUGUCUUUAGAUUCCAUGGACAAAAGGCGAAGUCCACAGCACAGGGAAUUGUUCUGGUGGAAACCAGCUGUGAAUAUUUUUACUGUCCACCUCAGUGAAUUUUGCCCUUUUGAAGAUGAUUUAAAAGAACACACUGACUGAGAUGAGAAGCACAAACCUAACCUUACAUGCAUUAUAAUGGGAAUAUUCCAAACCAGCAGCUGGCACAAUGAUGAUUUAGAUUAAUGAUAGUGUGUAUCCAUCUUUGCAAGCUGAGGUACAAUUUAGAAGCAUGGAAAUUAGUUGUGCUGUUUUUUCCUUUUAGUCCAUUGAGGGCAAGCCUUGUAGUGGCCCAACCCCUCCAUUUGAAAGCAUGAAAAGCUCUGCCACAUUUUGGACCCACAAUACCUGCAUUGCUGGACAGAGACCCAGGCUUGUGCCCUGUGGGCAGUCGUUUCCCCAGCCCUUAGCACAAACAGGAGAUGCCAUAAGUUGUGUUAGCUUUCAUGCUGGGGAAUGGCUAGCCUGAGUGGCUAAGUAAUUACAUAAAGCUAAGAGGCCAAACUAGGCUAAGACGCCAGGCAAACCAAAAUAGCCAGGCUGAGCUGGGUAGCUGCACUCGGCUACGUGGCCAUGCAAAUUGCUCUGCCACGCUUUUAUGGGUUUUAUCCUGAGAACAUUAGACAUGUGUCUGUUCUGCGUCAUGGCUACCACUUUUCCAUUUCACAAAUGAAAUGAAUCCAAAUUAAUUUUGAUGUCCUCUUUCUGAGAUAUACCAAACCAGUUUACAUGGGGCUCGACAAUGACAACAUUGUAGGGGAACCAAAAUUGGCUUCAUCUAAUACUGACCACACUUCAUUUAAAAAUGCCCCCUCCCCAUCUCACUUUCUGAUAGAAACCUCACUACUUGCUGCUCUGUAUUUUCAUAUUUAAGAAAAUCUGGGAGUUUUAACUAAAGGUGUUCUGUGUUAGAGAAUGCAGACUAUAUCGACUCUCUUUUAUUUGUUUGUUUAUCACACCCAUCAGACAUUGAUAAAUUCCCCACGGAGUGUGGACGUUUUUAACAAUACUUUGAACAGAAUUCUUCUUUUGUAUGAUUGUUACAAUCUGGUGAAUAAUGUUUCAUGAACAAUUCAAAUGGACUUUCAAUAGCGUCUUAGUUGAAAUAGUUGGCCCACAUCUGGUUUGGAAUCGUAGUGGCUGGAAUAGUUAGUCAGAAGACGAUUGGAAGAGAAAAAAAUUGCAGUGUCCUUCAACUAGUCCCAUUGUUGCUGAAGCUGUGAAAAUUUAACUGACUUAAACUUCUUGCUGUUCCUUGGGGGCUUGAUUUAAACUGCAUUACCAAGCAUGUUUGUCUGUACAGCCCCCCCCCCCUCCCCAAAGAGAAACUAUAACUAGAAGAAAGUUGAAGAGGAACAAAUGGUGAUGGUUACUUGCUGGAGCAUUUUAUAUGCAUUGUGUAUUAGUACAAACCCAUGUAUUCUUCUGUGUAGACUUGAUGAGCAUGUUAGUCCCUUUGCACAGAUUGCCAAAUCUGGACAAUCUUCAUCCAUUUAGGGGGUGUUCUCUUUAAGGCUUUUUAAAUCCAGAUGUGAACAUCACAGAGAAUUUUAAAAUGGCUCAAAUGAAGCAAGACAUAUGUACUAUUUACAAUACUAACUACUACUAAUCAAACCAACUAUCUAGAUUGGAUUAUAUUCCUGAUAUAGGUAUAUAUAAAGCGUCACAAAUGCACAUACAUGUAUCUUGGUGAAAAAGUUCUCUUCACUUUGAAAUGAAAUACUGAAAUCACAUAUAUAGUAUAACUGAUAAAACUAUACAUUCUAUAGAUUUUGGAUCAUAAACUCCUUGACCACAAGUGUACAAAAUCUGAGGGUGAUAUGCUCAGAUCUACUAAAGAUCUAUGAAACAAUAAGCGAUCAGCAUACUCUGGUGUCCCUUAGUGUCUCCAAAUCUAUCCAAAAUGUCUAAAUUGAGCAUUGCUGUAAAUCAUAACAUAACAAUAUAUUUCACUACAAAUCAACUGUUUUGAUUCAUGAAACUCAUGCCGGCAUUCUGGCCACUAGGGGGCUUGUGCAAAGGGGUUAAUGGUGUUUUCAAAUCUUUGAAGGGAACUAACAGGCAAUCAUUUUCAAUGAGGUUGAGCUCACACACACUGCAAUCUUCUUUCAUCCAAUAUGCAGAGGGAUAUGCCCAGUUUCCAAGGUGGGCCUGUUUCUAUCGGAGCAUUUAUUUCUAAAUGUAUUAAAUCUUUAAUGAAACAAAUAAUUGUGAACAAACUAAUGGUAUUUAGCCAGAAAACUGGGCACAAUGCCCCCCCCCCCUUUUCUAUUUUUAUUAGCAUAUUUGUUCUUUCCUGUGUUUUCAAGCGAUGGUGCGAUUUUUACGGACUUGAUUUAAAUGAAUCUUUCUACUGGUGCAUUUUGGGUUACAGGAGUGGUGACCUAGCCCGCUGAAGCCACAGAAGAGGGAAAGGGGGCUGACAAGCAGUUGACAGGAAUAGCUCUCAAGCUUCCUUUUCUCGUUGAGUAGGGGAACUGAUCUGUUUGAAUGGUUUUAAAGAUGAUGAAACAGCAAGCUUUUCAAAUGUUGCUUUGAUAAUUAUUAAAUAAUUAAUAAUUAUUAAAGCAACACUUUGAAAAGCUUGCUGAUUUAGCAUGACUCCUCAGUUCAGGAAUAAUUUGUCAGGAAUAAAUAAUCUGGGUUUUUGCCAAAAUGAAAAUUAACUGCAAUGAUUUAUUCAUGCCUUGUCUAUUUGGCAUCUUAAAGAGUACAUUUUAAUGAAAGAUGGUAUCAACUGGUCAUUCACUUCCUUGAUCUAUUGGGCACUUUGAUCAGUCUUGAUCAACUGAUUCUUUCUUAUAGUUUCUGGAAAGUCAUUAUCCAUGUAACUCUGUCAGGUUAUUUCAGGGUAUAAUUUCAAAAGGGUAACAGCAAAAAGUGAUAAUGGUUGCUGGCUAAAGAAAUGCACUCAAAAAUCUUUGCUAAUGUACUCUCUUUAACCAUUUGAAGAGUAGGUAUUUUGGAAUGUUCUUUUCUAAAGUCAUUGUUCUAUAACUGCAUUGUUUAUACCAGUGGUGAUGGUGACAUCAGCAUUAUAAUGUUGUUGUUCUAUUCACAUAUUUGUGAUUUCUUGUGACCUUAAAGGGAUAUCCACUUUGAUAUAACACAAGUCAUUUUGUGGCACUUGUCCCAUUGUUGCGGCAAGUACUCUUAUCAAUCUGUUAUCCUCCAUAGUUAGUUUGUGCUUUAAAACUAUGAAUUUUGGUGAGGUCCUGAAAAUGAAUGGGAGAGAAUUGGGAACCUGAAAACCGAGAGGAACAGCAAUGUCAUUAAUAAUAUGCAUGCUAUGCAAAUACAAUAGGGUAACCACCACAGAAUUACUUGUUAUACCAAAGUGAACUAUCCCCUUAAAGGGUUAAGGGAUCUGGACUCAAGAGCACACAACCUUCCCCAGAUUGAGGUACUGCUAGUAACACCCUAUACAAGAAACAAAUGUGAAUCCAUCGAGAGAUUUAAUUUUUCAGGAAUGUUUUUAACCUGCUGAUCAAUAGAGGAUGUCAUUAAGUUGCACCUGUCCUACUUGUUCUAAUAUCUAUAGUACUUGAAAAUUUUCACAGCUGUUUUGAACCUGCUUUUAUGCUGUGCACCAUUUUCCAUGUGCAUUCUACUCUGUUGCCAUAGUAACCGCUUAAAACAGAGCAAUCGUUUGUUUAUAAGUGAAGCAUCUGCUGGUUGUACUAGUUAAUAGUUGAAUUUUUUAGGCAGAUUUUUUUUUCUUUUUGGAACUGUAUGCGAAAAGUAUAGUAGACAGUGUCACCCCUAAAGGCUCUUGCUGAGCUCUGUACAUGGUGUACAUGGAGCCAUAUGUGAAGAGUACGCUCAGUAUCCAGUGCCAGCAUCUGUAACAUAUAAACAUCCUCCCAUCUGGACAGUGUGCAUGUUAGUGCCAAAAAGGCAGGAAGUUCAGUGGACUGUGUAAUUUCUCUUUACUUAUGCCCUACGAUACGCUGAGUAAUUGGUUUGUUUAUGACAAAGAUUAUUCUAUUUGAAACCUGUAGCCACCCAGCAUGUCUAAGUUACCAUUUAUUGUUUUCCUUGUUAUUAUCUAAUAGUUUUUUCCUUUCCUUUUCAUCUUGCUCAUUUACCUCUCUCAGUCUAUUUUGCAUGGUGAAUUUUUUCAAACCAAACUUUGUUGUACAUUAUUGUCGUCAUAUGGUGGGUUGUGAAAUGCUUUGUAUUGGAUUGCCUUAAAUUAAAUUAAUAAAAUUAAUAAAAAGAAAUGGCUACUUUUACAGAAA
Anguilla rostrata (American eel) is the source of this 6847-nucleotide messenger RNA. RefSeq names its product copine-5-like. Bases 214 to 1899 code for a protein of 561 amino acids. Gene Ontology annotation, biological process: cellular response to calcium ion. The transcript has 22 exons. NCBI's taxonomy places the organism in Eukaryota, Metazoa, Chordata, Actinopteri, Anguilliformes, Anguillidae. Gene Ontology annotation, cellular component: plasma membrane. The record is from RefSeq and is a predicted model, not a curated record. Gene Ontology annotation, molecular function: calcium-dependent phospholipid binding.